Rhizoctonia solani is the source of this 1143-nucleotide messenger RNA. Its product is annotated as ketol-acid reductoisomerase. Gene Ontology annotation, molecular function: ketol-acid reductoisomerase activity. The transcript is spliced from 9 exons. NCBI's taxonomy places the organism in Eukaryota, Fungi, Basidiomycota, Agaricomycetes, Cantharellales, Ceratobasidiaceae. Gene Ontology annotation, cellular component: mitochondrion. Gene Ontology annotation, biological process: L-valine biosynthetic process. The record is from RefSeq and is a predicted model, not a curated record. Bases 1 to 1143 code for a protein of 380 amino acids.
AUGUCCUUUGCCUCCCGCACUCUUCGCCAAGCUGCGCGUACUGCCACCCGCGUCGCAGCUAAACCCUCGACUGCGGCUCGCUCCUAUUCGUUGUUGUCCCGUGCAGCAACUGCGACGGCUUCUCGCACGGCCAUGACCCAGGCCCAAAUUCGCGGUGUCAAAACCCUAGACUUUGCUGGAACCAAAGAAGUCGUCUACGAACGAGCCGACUGGCCGCUCGCCAAACUCCAGGAUUACUUUAAGAACGACACUCUUGCGCUUAUUGGCUAUGGAUCACAGGGACACGGCCAGGGUCUCAAUGCACGCGACAACGGACUGAACGUGAUCGUUGGUGUCCGAAAGGAUGGCGAAUCAUGGAAGCAAGCAAUCGAGGAUGGUUGGGUACCGGGCGAGACUCUUUUCCCUAUUGAUGAAGCAAUUGAUCGUGGGAAAACCUUAUACUUCUCCCACGGUUUCUCGGUCGUAUACAAGGAUGACACUAAUGUCGUUCCUCCCAAGGACGUUGAUGUGAUUCUUGUUGCGCCCAAGGGCUCGGGUCGCACUGUCCGCACUUUGUUCAAGGAGGGGCGGGGUAUCAACAGCAGCAUUGCCGUUUGGCAAGAUGUGACAGGAAAAGCCAAGGAAAAGGCUAUUGCAUUAGGCAUUGCAGUUGGUAGUGGUUACCUGUACGAGACUACCUUCGAGAAGGAGGUUUACUCUGAUCUCUAUGGUGAACGUGGUGUGCUCAUGGGUGGUAUCCAGGGUAUGUUCCUUGCCCAAUACAAAGUCCUCCGACAGAACGGCCACACGCCCUCGGAAGCCUUUAACGAGACUGUCGAAGAGGCCACUCAAUCUCUUUUCCCUCUUAUCGGCCAAUACGGCAUGGACUAUAUGUACGCCGCCUGCUCCACAACGGCUCGGCGUGGCGCUCUUGACUGGGCCCCCGAGUUCGAGAAGGCAAAUCGUCCCGUUUUUGAGGCUCUGUAUGAGUCUGUACGUAAUGGUACUGAGACUCGUCGCUCUCUUGAAUUCAACGGUCGGAAGACUUACCGUGAGGACCUUGCACGUGAACUGAAGGAGAUCGACGAGCAAGAGAUCUGGCGUGCAGGGAAAACUGUCAGGUCAUUACGUCCUGAUUACAAGGGUCCGGCGCCAAAGAUCUAA